CAUUAUUUUUUAGUGCCAUGUCGCCAGUUCUGCCAUGGCUCUACGUUCUACUUGAGCUGCUUUUGUUGGCAACUGAAGGGUGUGGGGGCGGUCUUGAACAGGACUGUCAGGCUGACUCCAACUUGCUCUUAUUGCAGAGGGGAGCUGUUUCUCUUCAGCAGCAACAGCUCCAGAUGCCCACACACCGCUGGGGCAUGUGGCUUUGUUUACUUGCGACCCUGCUGCUACUGAUGGUCCUUUUUUGGUGUGACUUUGCCUCCAAAAGGCAGACGCAGGCGGCUGGAGGGGCCGAAGCUUACUUGAUGGAGAAGAAAGAAGGAGAGGUCAGAGAGGACCAGUCAACGCUGCAGCUCUCUGAUUGCCAAACCGUGAAUGAUUCUGUGAACUACUGGGCUUCGAAGACGCCAGAGAAGAGGGCCUUCACUUUCUGCGAUGCCGCUGGGAACGUCGCAGAGACACGGUCCUUUGCAGAGCUGCAGAGGCUAUCGUGGGCUGUGGCGCAGUUGUUAUUCGACGUGAGCGGUUUUGGCGACCGCAUCCUACUCGUCUACGAACCUGGCUUGGACUUCUUCGACGCCUUCCUCGGCUGCCUGGCGUCCGGCCGCGUCGCCGUGGUGGUCUAUCCACCGAUGCCCAGCUCCGGCAGCUCGCUGCGGAAGUUCACAGCGGUGCAAGCGGAUUGUGGGGCUCAGGUUGCUUUGACCAGUUCCAGAUAUUGGUGGUCCACGGCCGUGUUCUUCAACGCUGAAUGGCCGUCCAUCAUCUGGAAAGUCACAAGCAAUUUGAAGGGCCCGACGAUCAGCGCCGAGCUUCCGAAGAAGAUCUCUGCGGAGGAACUGGCCUUUUUGCAGUACACCUCAGGAUCGACUGGAGACGCGAAGGGUGUCAUGGUUUCACACGCGAACCUCAUGGCCAACUGCCUCAUCCCCUGUGCUCACAUUGGAAGUCCCAGUCACUUGGGACGCGAACGGGCACGGCCCCAGUUUGGCCCGGAGUCCAUUGGAAUCACCUGGUUGCCGCAUUACCAUGACAUGGGCCUGGUUGCGACAUAUCUCACCGCUCUAGUUUGGAACGUCACAUUGGUGGGUUUUUCCCCUUUGGACUUCAUCAAAGAUCCACUCCUGUGGCCUCAGCUGAUGUCGCGCUACCGUGGUACGGUCACCGCCGCGCCCCACUUUGCCUAUCAGCUCACGGCUCGACGCAUAGAGGCGGCAGAGGCGACAAAGGGAGCAUUGGAUCUUGACCUGUCCAGCAUGGUGAUGGCCAUGGAUGCAGCUGAGCCCGUCAACGUCCGCAUGCGCGAGGCCAUGCUGACGACCUGGAAGCGCUACGGCUUGCCGGCGGGGGCGUAUGGGGUAGGCUAUGGCUUGGCUGAACAUGUCGUCAAAGUGACCUCUGGGGGUGUGGAAGGCCCUGAGGGCAUGUUGGGCACGGUGGCGGAUUGUGGCAGUCCAUGGAAAGACAUUUGCCUGAAGAUCGUAGAUCCAGAGACCAAGAUGGAGAUGCCCGAAGGAGAGGAAGGAGAGAUUUGGUUGGAUUCGCCCAGUAAAGCCCUGGGCUAUUGGAAGGACCCUCAGUCCACGCGAGAGACCUUCCACGCUCGCCUCGCCUCGGACGGACACGUGGAGCUUUCCUCGUCCCGGAGCUUCCUGCGGACCGGCGACCGCGGCUUCAUGCGGGAGGGCAGGUUGUUCGUGUGUGGACGCAUCAAGAAUAUGAUCAUCAUCGCUGGGCAGAACUUCUACCCGCAGGACAUUGAGCAAACCGUGGCGGAGGCGAGCGAACAUGUGCGUCCAGGCCAGGUGGUUGCUUGCAGCAAUGCUGCACUCACUGAAGAGGAGCAGCUCUUGCUGGCCUUGGAAGUGAAAGACCCAGAAGUCUAUCCGGAGAACUUGGCGACCACUCUGCGUGCCCGAAUCGAAGCGGAACAUGGCCUUCUGCUUUGGGGGCUCGUCUUGCUGAAGCCCAGGAGCUUGCCCAAGACGACCAGUGGAAAGCUGCGGCAUCAGAAGGUUGCUGAACUCUUCCAGACCUCUUUUGGCUCGGCACUCGUCGAGAAGCACUUCUGGGGCGCCGACGCCGACCGCGACGUGCACCCCAUCGACUGGACGGGCACCAGCGACCGCGCGGCGCGCGCCAGGCGCAUCGAAGAGUGGAUUGUGCAAGAGAUGCCUGCAGACGCACCCAGUGACAGUGUGGUGACCAGCUCGGCUGGGGCGGCCAGGCUCCAUGCAAGGCUGCUCGUUGCUCUGAGUGCACCAUGUCCGGGCAAGGACACCGUCUUCCAUGCCUCGGUGACUUCCUCGCACCUCCCCCUGAGCGCCGUCUUCGCCGACCGCGCCGCGCUGGCGCGCGCGGCCGAGCGCGCGAAGUUCCCGGAGGGUCCCGCGUGUCCGGCACCGCGACGGCGGACACGGCGGGAGAUGGUGAGCACCAUGACGGUGCAGGGGAAGCACAAGGUGCCUCUGGUGAUUCUUUGGACUUGGAAGACCUUGGGCCUUCUAGCGCCUUUGCUGAUCCUUUUGAUGCCCAUGUUCCUCCUGUCAACUGCUUUGGAUCGCUUGCAUCUCCUUUAUGGUCAUGGGCUCAUCAUGGUUUUGGCCCCACUGCUGUUGGCGGGUGUUUGGGCACUGCUAUUGGUGCAAGUGUUUCUCCUUCGCUUGGCGCUCUUUCCUAAAACACCUGCACCGGGGCGCUACAAGGUGGACGGUUGGAUGCACUUGCGCCUGUGGCAGUUGGAUGUCUCUUUGACCUUUCUGCAUCGCUUUGGCGCGAUUUAUCGAGGAACUCCAGUGCACAACGCCCUGCUUCGAGCGCUUGGCGCGGAGAUUGGCUAUGGAGCCAAGCUCAACAUCUUCGCACGGGCUUCCUGUCAGUUGCUGAGCGCUGGUGCUGGCUGUUCAGUGGAUGAAUCCAGCGUCAAGUGUCAUUGCCUUUUGGAUGGUGAAUUGAUCCUGUCGCCAAUCCAUUUACCCGCUCACUCUUCCAUCGGCCCCCGCUGUGUCCUGGAGCCGGGCAGCACUCUGACGCCGGGCACCUUGCUGCGGGCGCGCUCUGUGGUGCUGCUAGGAGGCACCGAGGGCGAGAACAUAGCCGACUCCGGCAAGAACGUGGAGAAUGCAGCAAACGGUGAGGGUUUGGAUUGGGCCAAGUUGAUCUAUGCCCUCGUGAUCCAUCCAUACAUUUUCGUAGGGUUCAUCUACAUGAUUUUCUAUGGCUUGCAGGAGUUUGUGACUCAUGGUUUUGUGGCUUUGAUGCUGGGAGCGACGCUGGCGCUGAUCUUGGCGGGUACAGCGGCUUUGAUGGUCUUCAUCCUGCUGAAGUGGGUCCUGGUUGGCAGGCUGGAGCCAGGGCGCAGGCCGAGCUGCUGGAGGCUGGUGACCUGGAUCUUGCCCAGCGCGCAGCUCUUCAUCUCCUCCGUUCCGGAGUGCCUCCUACGUUUGGCGCUCCUCCUGCUGGGUGCGAACGUGAGCUCGGACGCCUUCCUGACGAUGCCCAGCUGGUUGACGGCGCUGAAAGGCGGUGAGCUGGUCACCGUGGAGUCCCAGAGCUUCCUGGGAGGCCUGGCAGAUUUUGCUCUCGAAGGUGAAGAGCAGUUGCACUCAGUGCGCAUUCGCCAAAAGUGCUAUUUGGGCGCUGGGAGCUAUCUCGAUUUUGGAUGUUGCAUGGAUGAGGGCGCUUCAGUGGCAGCGCUGAGCUACCUGCCGCCCCGGUCCCAGCUUCAAUCUGCUCGGACCUACCUGGGGAACCCCGCCACCGCACACGCCUCCGCGUGGACUGCGAGGAAUCCGAACGUGGCGCCUGACGGGGUAGGGUGGGCUGAGUGGGUGUGGCAGGAGGUUUUCCUAUCCACUGUGCAGAGAGCAAUCAGCUUGCAGCCUUUGCUGCUACCCUUGUUUUUUUCCUUUUGGACCAAGUACUUCUUUUCUCCGGCAUCUUCUUCCUCGGACCUUCGAACCUUUGCCACCAGCUUCUGCCUGAUCAGCAUCGCUGGAUAUUUUCUGGGCCUCCUGCUCUGCGUGGUCAUCUACUGGUGCUGCGUUGGGACCCUGAAGGCCAUCUGCCGCGACUGGCCGGAGCUGACGCUCACGAAAGGCACUGGGGGCUUUCACCUUUGGAAGACCGUGAUGGAGCUCUUAUUAUUUUCCCGGCUCUGGACUUCCUUGUUGCUCUCCACGCCAUACUUUCCCGUCUUUUUGCGGCUACUGGGCGCACGGAUUGGCAAAGGAGUGAACUUCGAUGAGGAGUUGGGUUUGCACGAGCCGUGGCUCCUGGUGAUGGGCGAUCAUUGCCAGCUGGGCAUGGCACGGCUUUCACCACACUCCCUGGAGAUCGAUGGAUCGAUCACCUUGCAACGGCUCCUGAUUGGCUCCAACGUCUCGCUCCUUGAGGAUGCCACGGUCUUCGGCGGAACCCAGGUACCAGAUCGUUGUGUCCUGGGCUCCUUCUGUCGACCGCUGAAGGGGCAACACUUGCUCGCGCGUGAGUAUCACUCGACGCCCGCUGAGCCGGUAGGAUGAGGUACUUUUGUUUCUGCGGGUACAAGGCGACCAGCUCUUGGACACAUAUAC
Durusdinium trenchii is the source of this 4571-nucleotide messenger RNA. The record is from the annotation of a GenBank genome assembly. Lineage: Eukaryota; Dinophyceae; Suessiales; Symbiodiniaceae.